UAAAAAGAAAACGUCGGCUUUUUGUCGGCAAACGACCUUUUCUCUUUCACUUACUUUCUUGCGUCUUAAAAAGCAGAAAAAAACAUCAACAUCUCCGGUCCAAAACAAAAAAAUAUAUGAAAAAAGAAACUUUGAUUACAACGAACACCAAAGCCAACUACCAUCAAAAGCAACCCCUAAUAAACAAACACAAAGAAGUAGUGAGCAAACGCUUUUAUAGCCCGAAAACAAGAAGCGCGCACAAGGGAAAGGAAACUUCUCCCUUCUUCUGUUAUCAUUCAUACACACUACUCCUUUUACAUUCUUUCUUUUUCUCCGUGUACUGAUCAAAAACCACAGAAUGUCGUUUUUUGUUGGAUUGAUUAUCGGUCUUGCUGUCGGUCUAGCAUUGAUUGUUGGUUUUGUCAAGUCUGAGAAUGCAAGAUCCAAGCUUCGGUCUGAGCUUGCAAUAGCUAUAGCUGCUUUUGCAAGAAUGACAGUGGAGGAUUCAAGAAAGAUCUUGCCAGCUGAGUACUACCCUUCUUGGGUUGUCUUCUCUCAGCGCCAGAAGUUGGAUUGGCUUAAUCAACAUCUUACAAAGAUCUGGCCUUAUGUUGACCAGGCAGCUUCUGGGCUGAUAAAGGAUUCAGUGGAACCUGUCCUUGAGCAAUAUAGACCGAUUAUAUUGUCAUCUCUCAAAUUUUCGAAGUUUACUCUUGGUACUGUUGCGCCCCAAUUUACAGGAGUUUCUAUCAUUGAAGAUGGAGGCAGUGGCAUCACCAUGGAGUUGGAAAUGAACUGGGAUGGGAAUCCAAGUAUAAUACUUGAUAUUAAGACUAGACUUGGCGUUUCUUUGCCUGUACAGGUAAAAGAUAUCGGAUUUACUGGGGUUUUCAGGUUGAUCUUUAAGCCACUAGUUGCUGAGUUUCCUUGCUUUGGAGCUGUUUGUUGUUCUUUGAGACAAAAGAAAAAAAUGGAUUUUAAACUUAAAGUUGUUGGUGGUGAUAUAUCUGCAAUUCCAGGACUUGAUGAUGCUAUUCAGGAGACAAUACAGAAUGCUGUUGAAGAUUCUAUUACCUGGCCUGUUCGGAAAGUUGUUCCAAUUUUGCCUGGGGAUUACAGUGACCUGGAGUUAAAGCCUGUGGGAAUAUUGGAGGUGAAGCUUGUGCAGGCAAAGGAUUUGACGAAUAAAGAUCUCAUUGGGAAAUCUGAUCCCUUCGCCAAGUUAUACAUACGCCCUUUACCUGAUAAAACGAAAACCACCAAAAUAAUUAACAAUGAUCUGAAUCCAAUAUGGAACGAACACUUUGAAUUUGUUGUUGAAGAUGCAACUACUCAACACUUGGUAGUAAAAAUUUAUGAUGAUGAGGGGAUACAGGCAGCUGAGCUCCUCGGGUGCGCCCAAGUAAAACUAAAUGAGCUUGAGCCUGGUAAAGUGAAGGAUUUGUGGUUGAAGCUGGUUAAGGAUUUGGAGGUCCAACGAGAUAAUAAAAACAGGGGGCAGGUGCACCUGGAACUUUUGUACCGUCCUUUUGGUAUGGAGAAUGGCCUUGGCAACUCUUUUGCCUCCAGCUUCUCAAUGACUUCUUUAGAGAAGGUACUUAAAAACGGCGCAAACAGUAUGGAAAUUACUGGAAAUGUAAAUGAAGUCACAAAGAAGAGAAGAGAGGUUAUCGUUAGAGGAGUUCUCUCUGUCACUGUCAUUUCUGCAGAAGAUCUGCCAGUGGUGGAUUUGAUGGGUAAGGCUGACCCCUUUGUUACACUAACAAUGAAGAAAUCGGAGAUGAGAAACAAAACCAGGGUUGUGAACAACAACUUGAAUCCUGUUUGGAAUCAAACUUUUGACUUUGUUGUUGAGGAUGGACUACAUGAUAUGCUUAUUGUCGAAGUUUGGGAUCAUGACACAUUUGGGAAGGAUUAUAUGGGGAGAUGCAUCCUGACUUUGACCAGGGUUAUAUUGGAAGGCGAAUACAAAGAUUGCUUCCAACUUGACGAGGCUAAAUCCGGAAGAUUAAAUUUGCACCUCAAGUGGUCGCCACAGCAUAUUUAUCGCGAUUCUUGAGUGAACCUGUCGAGUAGCAGACCCCAGACGGCGAACCUUUUGAAAGAGGCUUUUUCUUCUACCCACCCCAUAGAUGCAUACAGAGAACAUUACUGUCAUUCUUGCGUACAAGUUAAUAAAUCUCGUGCCAUGUAUAUGCGAGGAAACACCUUUAGUGUAAAUAACUUUUUGCUGUGGUCUAAAGGAAAAGGGAUUGAAGAAGUAUACCAAACAGGUAGAUUGGUCGAGAGGACAGUAGGAAGUGCUGUACCAUGAGAUUGUAUGAUUGUCACAGGACAAGCCACGAGUUGAAUGUUCCUUGGGAAUGAUGCUAAUUCCCAUGAUUGAAGUUA
Populus trichocarpa (black cottonwood) is the source of this 2373-nucleotide messenger RNA. Its product is annotated as synaptotagmin-5. Gene Ontology annotation, cellular component: endoplasmic reticulum. Gene Ontology annotation, molecular function: lipid binding. The record is from RefSeq and is a predicted model, not a curated record. Lineage: Eukaryota; Viridiplantae; Streptophyta; Magnoliopsida; Malpighiales; Salicaceae. The transcript is spliced from 13 exons. Bases 341 to 2041 code for a protein of 566 amino acids.